CCUUCGUAGCUCCUGUUGUAUUGCUGCCCCAAAAGGCACUAACAACCCGAGCUAAACCGAGCCACACCGGGCUUGAAGCAGAGCGCAACGCGGGGACACUGCGUACCGCUGCCGGGACCGACACCGCCGUGCCCCGGGAGCAGCUUCGUCAGUGUUUAGUCCAUAGUGUUCGACCAACGGUCUGCGGUCGCCGGGACUGUCACGGCAGCUGUCAGUUUGAGCUAGGCUAAAGCUAACAGCUAAUAGCUAACGGCUACUUCCAGAAGCUCCGGAUUUGUUUCUUUUCGUCAGUGAAGUUCUGGCUGAAAAUGGCGGCGUAUUUCUCAUCGAAGCGCGGAUCGUUCACGUCCGAACCGAGCCUGUCCCUGAACGUGUCCUCUUUCUCUAAACUCUACACCAGAAAGAAGUCUGAUCAGCACACUCAACCCAAAGCCACCGCCAAAAAUCUCGCUUCUGCCCCGGCCUCAAUCUGGUGUCUCGCUGUUGGUUCUGUUGGUUCUUGUCAGCGCCAUGAUCUUCGCUGAAUCCCCGGUCCCAUAGAACCGAGCCCCUGUGAACAUUCACAGAGAACAUGUGGAGAACUGUAACCGGAGAGAGAACCCGGAGGCAGAGCGGGACCAGCGUGUCCUCUCCGCCCGGACCCGAGCUCACGUCUCCCGGCUUCCUCACACACGAUAGUCCGCUGCUCGGCCUGCUGUCCGCGGUGUCCAGGCCCGCCGUGUCCUUCCUCCAGCGGUAUCUGCCCGGGCGCCCGGUCAAACGGGACUUUCUGGAGCCGGACCGAGAGCUCCUGAGGCGGUUUGACGACAUCCUGUCGCCGCCGCCGCCGCAGCAGCUCCACUCUUUGCCGUGGUUUAACCUGAGCGAGCUCGCCAUCCAGAGUCCGGAGGACAUGAGCCCUCAGACCGGUUUCCUCGGAUCUGGCCCAGCUGUGGAGAACCAUGUCCUGAUGCCUGGUCCCGGGAGCGUUUCUAAAACCUGGUGGGGCGGUUUAUGGAGUGACGCGGAGGAGGAGCAGGUCCGAUGCUCCAGUGUGACUUUGUGCACAGAGAACCGGACCGUGACGUUUAUCCAGGAGCGCAGCGAAAUAUCCAGUACCUCCACGGACAAAGGGGCAUUCAGCUCCGGCCUCCCGAGCCUCCCGCGCUUGGCACUCUUCCAAAACCUCGGGGUACGCGGGGACAUCUCCGUGCUUACGCCGGACCAGGAUCACGGAUACUCUAGUCUCGAGGAGGAGCAGCAGCUGGUGGCCAAGGCCCGGCUCCAAAGCGCGCUGCCGGGGAUGGGGAGUGCGGAGGAGCCUAGGGACGAACCGGAGCCGAGGGAGACUGAGGAAGAGCUACCAGUGCUUAAGUGUGAGAACAAGACUAUCGCGUUUAUUAUGGGAUGUCCGUGCAGCGAUGACAGCGGUUCCGACAGCAGUGAGGAGGAGGAGGAGGAGGAGGAGGACGAGGAUGAUGAUGAUGAUGGCUUUGACAGUGUUUGCUCUUCUGAGGUCUCAGGCUCAGAGGAGGAUGAUGAAGAGUUUGAUUCUGAAACUGAGCGACUAUGGAGCACUCUGUGCCAAAGUGAUGACCCCUACAAUCCCCGAAACUUCACUGCUAAACUGGGAUCUGCCCCAAGACCCAUCCCCAGAACAGGACUAGGGCCAAAGGAAGAUGAGUCCAGCCCUGGGUCCUGUGCCUCCUCUCUGGCCUCCUCUGCAUCCUCCUCCCCCUUUGCCUCCUCUUCCUCCUGGGAUGAAGCCAGUGAUGCAGAAGAGCAGAACCUGAAGCUGCUGAGCUCCUUUUGCUCUUCAGACCCUUACAGUCCUCUGAACUUCCAGGCCCCAAUCAGGACUAAAGCUAGAGCAGGGACUAAACCAGGACCAAGACGAAAUCUGAGGAGCAGAGAAUCCAAAAGAUUUCUGAGUGUUCCCAGAGCAGCACACAAAGCAACCAUCAAGAAGAAGGUGCAGUUCUGCUUGGAAGUGCAGGUGUACUCUGUGGGCUUAGAGGAGCGCCGCGGGCAGUGGGAGGAGCUCGCACGAGACCGAGCAAGAUUCCUCAAACGCUGCAGAGAUGUAGAACAAGUCCUGUGCCCCUGUCUGCAGCCAGAGCACCGGAGGAGGGUCUGCCAGAGGAUCAGCCAAUCAGAGGCCAGAGCAGAGUCAGAGGGCCACACAAGCCAACCAGAGUCUGUCAGAGCGAGAGGAGAAGGGCACGGGCCAUUCACAGAAAUUGAGCUUAGCCUGUGAGCUGAAGAGCUUAUCAGAGGCUGAGGAGGAAUAAAUGACUUUAAAUGGAGCGACAGCACUUUUUUGUUUUUGACAAAAAGAAAAAAACUGAAACUUUGAACUUGAGUCGAAACAAAGUGUUUGAAAUGUUUUUCAUCCAAAAAUGCCUCUGAAAUUUUAGAAUUUAAAAGUCCAAGUAUUUCCCAUCAACUCGUUCUUCAGGCCAAUAUCUGUGACAGUUUUUGCAGUGUUCAGGAAAAUCUGUAUUUGAAAAAGAGUUAAAAAGGACAAAAGAAAUUGUACUAAUAUUUUCAAUUUAACAUUUCAAUUUACAAAAAAAUAUAUAUAUUUUCUAAAUCUUAAGGUGGUUUACUCUAUGAAAAACCUUAAAUCGAACAAAACUGAGGGACAUUUGUGGAUUGAAUUUUGGAUCAGGUAAGAUUUUGACACAGUUGAAUUGUUUUAUUAGCGAUAACUGUAAAAUCUUCUAUUAAUUUACAAAAGAUUUCAAACUAAACAAAAAUCAAAUUUGUUUUCUGAUUUUCUGGGAAUUUUUAAUUUAACUUUUGACCACUCUGUAUUUCUGUCCCAGUGUUUAUCCAGCCAAAGUAUUUUGUCCCAAACCAAAGACUGUCACGACUCAUCAAUAAUCUAUAAUCUCCUGAUCCACACAACUCGAGCGUUUGAAACAACUCAGAUUUAUUUUUCUAACAUUUGUGACUUUGAUUCAAACUAAACUGAGAAUAAACCAGUAUUUAUGAUCU
Messenger RNA from Periophthalmus magnuspinnatus, 2979 nucleotides. Its product is annotated as protein phosphatase 1 regulatory subunit 15B-like. Gene Ontology annotation, biological process: response to endoplasmic reticulum stress. Gene Ontology annotation, cellular component: protein phosphatase type 1 complex; endoplasmic reticulum. Gene Ontology annotation, molecular function: protein phosphatase regulator activity. NCBI's taxonomy places the organism in Eukaryota, Metazoa, Chordata, Actinopteri, Gobiiformes, Gobiidae. The record is from RefSeq and is a predicted model, not a curated record.